AUGGCGGAUAUGCAGGCCACGCUGCUGCUGGGCUCAGAGGGAAUCACGAAAACAAUCCUACAUGGAGGUACUGGAGACAUCCCAAAACUCACUGCUGGGGCAAAGGUGACGUUCCACUUCCGCACCCAGUUGUGUGAUGACGAACGUACAGUGAUAGAUGACAGCAAAGUGGUGGGGACGCCCAUGGAGAUAGUCGUCGGCAACAUGUUUAAACUGGACAUCUGGGAGAACCUGUUGGCCUCCAUGAGGAUCGGUGAGGUGGCUGAGUACUGGUGUGACACCACUCACACUGGAGUUUACCCACUUGUAUCCAAGAGUAUGAGGCGCAUUGCAGAAGGCAAAGACCCAGUCGACUGGCACAUCCAUACAUGUGGUAUGGCCAACAUGUUCGCCUACAACAGCCUUGGCUACGAUGACCUGGAUGAGCUGAUGAAGGAACCAAAGCCCCUCUACUUUGUCCUGGAGCUGCUGAAGGUGCAGCAGCCCAGUGAGUACGACAGGGAGUCGUGGGCUCUGAGUGAUGCAGAGAGGCUGAAGGUGGUCCCUGUGCUGCACGGCCAGGGGAACAUGCUCUACAAACAAGGAAAUUACCAAGAGGCUGCAAAUAAGUACAAGGAGGCCAUCAUCUGCAUCAAGAAUGUUCAGAUGAAGGAGAAAGCAUGGGAGGUCCCGUGGCUGAAGAUAGAGAAGAUGGCCAACACCUUAACGCUCAACUACUGUCAGUGUUUGCUGCGCAUGGAAGAGUACUACGAGGCCAUUGAGCACACCAGCGACAUAAUCAACCAGCAUCCAGGUGUAGUGAAGGCCUUCUACCUGCGAGGCAAGGCCCACAUGGAAGUGUGGAAUGAGGCGGAGGCCCGGCAGGACUUCAGCAGGGUGCUGGACCUGGACCCCGGCAUGAAGAAGGCCGUCAAGAAGGAGCUAGCAGUGCUUAACAUGCGCAUGGAAGAGAAGAACCAGGAGGACAAGGACAAAUACAGGGGCAUGUUUUGAUCAGAGACAGCGGUUGGAGAGUCAGAGAAGUGAUGGGAUAAAGAGUAGUUAAGUUGUUAUAUCACAAAUCUCUAUGCUUGAUUGUACCUUUAACUCCGUGAAUUAACGUUUAAGGACUGUGAGACACUUCCAGGAGUGUGAAAUAAAAUGAAAUGCUUUUAUUGUUAUUUUAAACCUUCA
Micropterus dolomieu (smallmouth bass) is the source of this 1173-nucleotide messenger RNA. It is a transcript of the gene aipl1, whose product is annotated as aryl hydrocarbon receptor interacting protein-like 1. The record is from RefSeq and is a predicted model, not a curated record. The transcript is spliced from 6 exons. Lineage: Eukaryota; Metazoa; Chordata; Actinopteri; Centrarchiformes; Centrarchidae. Gene Ontology annotation, molecular function: peptidyl-prolyl cis-trans isomerase activity; protein binding. Bases 1 to 993 code for a protein of 330 amino acids.